ACCAAACUUUAUAUUGAGAAAAAAGAAAAAGAAAAAAGAAAUCUUUAAAAAUAUGAAGCGGAAUCUGCCAACAGCGAGACAAUUUGGGCAAUCUUCUCUAACUUCUUGUUUCAUCUCCUCGAAAUCAAGAUCCCCCAGCGAAGCGACUGAAUCAAAAGCGCCCAAGAAAUCGAUCUCGCUCUCCGACUUCUUGAAUCGAAAGAUCGUAAAAACCAAUGCCAAAUCUAUCAAGAAAAAGCAGAGCUCGUUCUUAUCAAUUGGGUCUGAUAAGAACGAGUCGGGGAGUGGAAGAGACGGCGGUGGAAAAAGCAGAGCUCGUUCUUAUCAAUUGGGUCUGAUAAGAACGAGUCGGGGAGUGGAAGAGACGGCGGUCAAGAGAUUCAACGAGCCGUUGAUGAAAGAAGGGGGUGAGGUGGGAGAAUUGCAAUCUGAUGUGGACGCGAAGGACUCGGCGAGGAGAAAGAGCGCGGUCGGAGUUUCUUCAGGCGAGGAUGAGAAACCUCAAGAGAAGAAGUAUUUGGUUGUCCUGGGAGACGAUCCGAAGCCGAAGCCAAAACCAAGGACGAGAGCGAAAAGGCUUCCUCAUGAAAGACCCAAACCCUUCUAUAACCACUGUAAGCUCCUCCUCUCUGUCGAAUUUGUCGUUGGCGCAGCCCAAAAAAAUCGUCGAAACGUGUCUGCUGUUGUUGUCCGUUCUGCUCGUCUCUCGUCUUUGUUAUUUGCCGACGAUGAGGGUUUCACGAUUUCAGAUGAAAACGGACGUGGAUGGUGGGACGAGGAUCGGGAAGGCGUCGACAGCGAAGAAGUGGGGUGCAACGAUGUGUGGGAAGGGAUGGGAUCGACAACGCUGGGAGGUUUAGAAUGGCAUUAAAAGCGGAGAUCCCGGUUCAUGAUAUUAAAUGUUUUGGUAGUUUUAGAGUUAUUCGAGCUACUCAUCAACCCUAGAGUAAUUGGGCGUUCGGUGUCUCAUGAAUAUUCUUCACCAAGCUCUUUUGGUAGUAUGUUUUGGUAGUUUUGGAGUUAGACCUGCAAUCUGUCAAAAAACUAAAAGAGAUGAAAUGUUAUUAUUGCUCUGAUGUAAAGUAUUCAGGGGACUUAAUUCA
Messenger RNA from Asparagus officinalis (garden asparagus), 1103 nucleotides. RefSeq lists its product as uncharacterized. The transcript is spliced from 5 exons. The record is from RefSeq and is a predicted model, not a curated record. Lineage: Eukaryota; Viridiplantae; Streptophyta; Magnoliopsida; Asparagales; Asparagaceae. Bases 53 to 871 code for a protein of 272 amino acids.